Aplysia californica (California sea hare) is the source of this 5013-nucleotide messenger RNA. RefSeq names its product transmembrane protein 135. The record is from RefSeq and is a predicted model, not a curated record. Lineage: Eukaryota; Metazoa; Mollusca; Gastropoda; Aplysiida; Aplysiidae.
AUGCCAGAGGUCCUGGCCGGCCGCCUGCUUUGUCUGGUCACGGGGGCUGGCGGUGAGUCACCGCCUCGAAGAGCGGCAAAGGUCCGCUUCCACGCGUCUAGGGUUGUCAGACCACCGUCACAGAAGGCGGAAUAUUCACGCCCCUCGUCAUUGCCCUCGACAUUUUGCAGAAAUCGGACGCCAGUCUCUCAGCACGGGAGAGGGCACACCAGCUUUCAUUGGAUGAUUUUGCAUUCAGCCCGGGACUCCAACAUGGCGAUCUUUAGCAAGCCUGUUACAGUUUCCUACACUUGUUAUGAGUUAGGGCACUGUUGGACUCCUUAUUGCACGACUGCAUCCCUUGAUGUUAUGAAAGUUGUUUUCAAAGAGGCACUGAAGAUAUAUGGCACAUUGUAUUUGGUCGCUGGUCUUCUACGUAGAAGAGGUCCUCGCUAUUAUGUGAAAAAGUUCAUCCCAGAGACACUGCGAUCUUCAGCAUUUCUCACCAUCAAUGGCACUCUCUUUAUCUCCAUGUUCUGCGUAUGGAGACGUCUGGUGGGCUUUUACUUUUUACAAAAUAUUUUCGUGUGUGGGAGCCCCCUGUGCAUGUUAGCCAUUCUGGUUGAGGACAAGAAAAGGCCAUCGAGACUGGUUACAGAAUGCUCAUGGAGCGAGGGAUUGUUGCAGCCGUGCCCUAUGGCGAGGUGUACCUGUUCAGCGCGGUGUCGGCUGUCUACUUGUACUUGUUCCGGGUGGAGCCAGGAUGUUCACGCUGGGCUAUGUGGUGCAGGCCGGGCUGAGCACGGUGUCUGCUCUGACAGCACUGGUGAAAAAACCGGCCAUGAUCAAGUCGGUCCUGUUCAGCAAACUGAACCUGAAGCUAGCCGCCUUCCUGGGAGGGUACUCUUCCAUCUUCGCUGCUGUAAACUGUGUGCUGAGAUGGGUGCGGAACAAGGAUUCGGAGAUCCACGGAGCUAUUGCAGGCGCUCUCGCUGGUCUGUCCCUUCGCUUCUACCGCAGCGUCACCAUCGCCCUCUACGCGGCCACCAAACUUGUGGAGAUUUUAUAUUUCAAAGGUAUAGACAGCUAUGGCUUCCCUCACAUCAAGUGCGCCGACGUCUUCAUCUAUGCAUUUUCUACAGCUUUUAUAUUCCACGCUUUUUUUGGAAUCGGGUUUGUGUGUGGCGUGUGUGUUCAGUGCAGUCAUUUAUUUGGUCAUUGAUCAGAUAGGGAGGACCAUCAGAAUUUUGAAUGGUCUCUGUGUGUGUGUGUGUGUGUGCGUGUGUGUGUGUGUGUGUGAGUGUGUGUGUGUGUGUGUGUGUGUGUGAGUGUGUGUGUGUGUAUGUGUGUGAGUGUGUGUUUUGAUAACUCUUAGUAGAGAUUUCUAUGCCUUGCCAUAUCGAUUGUCUGGGGAAAAUAGAGGGUUGUUGUGUAUGUGUGUGUGUGUGUUUUGUGUAUGUUUGUAUGUGUUUGUGUUUGUGGGUGUAUGUGUGGGGGCAUUUGUGUGUGAUUGUGCAAGUGUGUGAUGUGUGUAUGUUUGUCUUCAGAACCAAAAUGUUAUGAGUUGCCAAUGGACCCUUUGUCUGGUUAUGGUUUGGUUUUUUUAUUUCUGGCAGAGAACACACAAUAUUUAUUUCAGAGUGGAGUCACUUAUGAUUCAUAUAAACUGAGAGCGGGGGGGGGGGGGUGUUUGAGUAUGAAAAGUGCUGUGGGAAGUCAGUUUAAUGUUGUUGUGUUCUGCUCGCUCUUUAUUAAUAUCAUUCCAGAUUAGUUGGCAGUUCAUUAUAACUAACGGCAAAUGGUACUUGAAAAAGUAAUGAGAUGUACAGUUAGAGCUGUAGCCUUUUACUGUCACAGGGUUAUGACAAUUGUGAGUGUUAUCUAUUGAUUUAGGUAGAUAUGUCGCUGACAUAAUUGGGGUCUCUAGGCUACAUCUGUGUUCAACCUCAGAAAGAUUUUGUGCUGACCUCAGUAAGUAGAAAUAAUCAUGUUUUUUUUAUCAAACUUCCCUUUUUAUUCAUUGUUCAAUUCCUGGGCAGCUUUUUUUUGUCCUUGUGAUAUUUGUGUCACGACGCGGUGGAACCGGGCGCUGGUCAAUUUUUUUGGCAUAUGUAAGCCUAGUUAUUGGUAUCAUCUUAAAGCCUGUUCAUUUGCCUUGCUUUCCAUGAAGACAAUACCCGUUUAUCUUGGAUACGAGUCGAGAUAUUUGCGAUUGAAUGAGGUGGGGUCGUCUGGUUUCAGAGGUGAAAUUAGUGAGAAAAUGGCCACCAAAGUUAUUUCCUUAACUUGAGAGACGUUGGAAACUUGAAAAUUUAUGUCUUUUAUGCAUUUAAUCAACGUUUUUCAGUAAAAUCCUUAAAAUGUAUUUUUAAUGGGCAUAAAAGGUGUUGAGCCGAAAAACAAAAAUCUGUAAAACUUCCUAAACCUACAUAAAAGUGCUAGUUUCUUCACUUUCAUUAUUUUGACGAGCGCUUGAUUUCACGCUGCCUCACAUUUAUCCUUCGUUCUGGGAUACACCAUGCUGGUGUCAAGGUAGACCCUAAAAAAAACUCUGUUGUUCUUUUGAAUUUGAUUAUUUGAGUCGUAAAACAUUUUUUUUUCCUUCUACUUCUAUCAUAGAAAAUAUGGAGAAAUUUUAUGUUAUGUUUGUUUGUUUUUUGUCUUGAACAGUUUGGAAACCUUUUAUGUGAGAAAAUAUGAAUUAUUUGAGUGUUUUGAUGCUUUUUGAAAGUCUAGUUCUUAUAUUAAGGUUUAUACAGACGAGAAUAUUAACGAGACACAUUUAUUAUCAGGCCGCCCACAUUUUUCUACAGAAAAAAGAGGAGACUGAUUUUAUGUCUUCAUAUGCCAAUAUGCUUCAUUAGUUUAUCAUGGUGCAUACAUACUUCUUCAACAUACAAUAUCAUGAUUGAAUACAAAUUGCUCAUAGUUCAAAUGCACCAACUCCUAUCCUAUUUUUUUGUUUGUUUUUUUCUCAAUAUUUUUCUGAAUUAUGAGACCACAGAAAUGAGUGUGAAAGGUUGUCUGCGUGUUAUUUUAGUAUCAAUGCAUAGUAAGUUAUCUCUAAGUCUUUCAAGUUUUCCUUUUCAUCAUUAAAUGCCAAUAUCUUCAGCACUUCAACUUCAUGCCUCAACCGUUGGUGAACCAUAGAAUUGCAUUGUACUCAUCCACAAUAUUUUUUUUUGCCUGGCUUUUGUAAGGCGAACCUCAGCUCUAUAUAAAUGGACUUAAGAACACUGGAAAGUGCUGUGAGAUGUCAGUUUUAUAGAUCAUGUAUAGAGUGUAAGUUCAGCUCUUUCAUUGUUGCUAUGGCCUCAUGUGUGGGGAGCUUGGAUCACAUGUGUUUUGCAAUAGUGCUGUUAUAACUGACUUUUCUUUUUCUUUCUUUUUACCCCCCAAAAAAAAUUAAAAUUAAAAAUUCUAAUGCAAGUCUGCAUUUAGACAUCACAUGUAAAUUUUCAUUUAAUUUUUUUCUACCAAUACUCAUGAAAAAAUGGUUGUUUCUCACUCUCUCUAGACAUGCUUUUUUAAAAUCUAUAGUUUCCUUGGCGUGUGAUGAAUGAUUGCACAGGGAGUCCCUUGAGUUUGGAUGCCUGGCCAAAAAAAAAUACACCAAAAAUUGUCAGCAAUAUUUUAGUAUUCAGUUGGAAUAUUUGGAAAUAACAUCUUUGAUAUGACUUUCACUCUUUUUUGAUGCAACAGCCAAUGAGUUUUGCACAAUUCAUGUGAACCAGAUGCAAUAACUCCACACUGCCUUUGAUUUGAAAGGAUGAGAUUUCCCUUGUGUCCAGACGUUAGGGACACCCUGUAGGUUUGUUUCCCUGCAGACUUAAGUCAGUUUGUGUACCUUUUACAUCAGAGGCAAAAAACUAAUUUUUAUUGUCUUGUUCCUAUCAAGAAUCAUAAAAAUUAAAAGCAAGAAAAUUGUAAAGCUUCACCAUAGCAUUAUUAAAAAUGCAUCUUUGUGAUGUUGAAAGGGGCGUCUUUGAUGGAUCUUUGAGAUGGUGUAAAAAUUUUUAAUUCUCCAAAUUUGGGUUUCAGUGGAUUGCAUGGGACAGCGAGGAAGGAUAUUGUGUAUUAACGUCUACUUCUCAAGCUGAAUGGGCACACUUUAUCGUAGUCCUAAAGCCAGAACCCAGUCAGGUGUGUUCAUGAUGUCGGAGCUGUGAUGACUGGAACUGAAUAAUGACAUGUUGUACUUAUUCUAUCCCGUUAUUCUAAACUAGAACACUGAUGACUAUUUCAAUGCCAUAAGACCAGGCCUUUCCCUUGCAGGGAAAUAGGAGGGUUUACUGUAAGAUUAUUUUUAUUGAACUGAGGUUUUAUGGACACAGUUGUUUAUGACGAGAUAAAAAAGUAGUGGCCAACUUGAAAUCCCUCUAAUUUUUUUCAGUUGAUUCAGUUCACACGAGAUGGGCUAACGGUCCAACAUAUUUUUUAUGCUUCAGUUGUUUAUAGUUUUUAUUCUGCAUAAAAUCCUCUAUUUUUUGAGGGACUGGUUUGUAUGUCAUGUAAUGUUUAUAAUAAUGAUUUAUUAUUGUAUGCCAUAUUUGUUUGACAUAAUCAGGGUCACCACACAACACGGACCACCAUCGUUCUAUAUUCUAUGAUGAGCAUCAAUGUGUCUAACACUCACUUGCAGUGACAACCAUCUUCUUCAUAAAACUGUGAUAUUAUACAUUGACCUGUGUCCGUGUGUUCUCCGUGUCUACUGUUUGCUUGGUGUAGAAUGUGGUGUGGAGAAGGCUACAUUUUGAUGAAUCGGCUGUUCUACCGGUAGGCUUUUUUAAAUAUCUGCUUGUGGUAAAUGGAGACAGCUUUUCCGUUACUUGUGAGUGGUUGGAGGGUGUUACUGGGUUGGUUGGUUCUUGUUUUCUUUCCAUUUGUAGUCUGUCUAGCAUUUUACUAUUCUUAAUAAUCAUCAUUGUGCCAAUGUGCUUAUUAUUUACGAACUUACAAUGAAUUUCUUCAUUAAGUUCAGCUCUUUCUUCUCUUGCAUAAAGUAUGGACCCAUGUAAACAAAUGUCAAAAUCA